AUCUAGCAUAAUCGCUAAGGAUUUUUAUUGUUUCCUCAUCCAGGCUAACGCUACUCAUAUUCUGGCUGCGAGUUCGUCCCAAAUCUCCAAUCCCCCGACACUUCAUACCCUAUUCAUCAACAAUGUCCUUACGGUCAGGCCUUUCUGAGAACAGUACGUUUUGAAUUCCAAUGAGUUGGAGAUCACCAAAGAGCACGAAGGUCAGAAACAUGCUCCUCUUUCGGCCGUAUAACAUUAAAUUUGAGAAAGUCGCUCUAGGUAUAGGUCACGUAAGUAAAGCCGUACCAGAAAGAGAGCCGUCCAUUACAACCGAUAGGCCGGUUGUUGAGACAAGGCGAAUAAACUUGGUGGAUUCAGAUCUUCUCUACUUUUGGAUCGAUGAUACCUUUAAGUCAGGUGAAAUCAGACCGAAUACAGAGUUAUUGAAGUAUAUGUAUGAUUGAGCUUGAUCUCUGUAUCUUUAUCUAAAUGGUAUGUCUAAACAAGCCACAUAGCUCAAAUGAU
Molecule: messenger RNA, 504 nt
Organism: Aspergillus wentii DTO 134E9
Lineage: Eukaryota; Fungi; Ascomycota; Eurotiomycetes; Eurotiales; Aspergillaceae
Exons: 1
Coding region: 171-443 (90 amino acids)
Source: RefSeq, a predicted model, not a curated record